Zea mays is the source of this 3078-nucleotide messenger RNA. RefSeq lists its product as uncharacterized. Gene Ontology annotation, molecular function: calcium-activated cation channel activity. The record is from RefSeq and is a predicted model, not a curated record. Gene Ontology annotation, cellular component: plasma membrane. The transcript has 13 exons. Bases 550 to 2856 code for a protein of 768 amino acids. Lineage: Eukaryota; Viridiplantae; Streptophyta; Magnoliopsida; Poales; Poaceae.
CUGGAGUAGUAGUUUGACAGGUUAAAGAACACACAGAACGGCAGUUUUCUUCUGCUGCUUCGUGUUGUGGCGUCGCGUAUGUUCUCGUCUAUACCCCACAGCCGGCCACCCCCCGCAGCCAGGCAAGUGACCGUUGCAUCCUCUUCCCCUUCCCCUUCCAGAGCCCUCUUCUAUGGAGGAGUAAAUUCAUCCGUCCAUCCACCGACCCAGAGCCCUCGAUCCCCUAAAAAAAACCCAGAGCCCUCCAUUCCACAGCCAUCCUCCCCUCUGCAGUGCACUGCUGCUUGACCAAGCAACAACAAGAAGCUACCAGCGCGCUACCUGCAGAUUGCAGCACACGCAAGUGAGAGGGCAGGCAACUCCCCGGACGCAAGCUUCGCAAAUCCUCUCAGCCCUUGCGGUGCCCGGUACGGUACGGCACGUCUGUUCUCUCUCUCUCUCCCUCCCCCCACUAGAUCCACUUCAAACUUGGUUGUUGGUUUUCCAUCGGAUUAACUGAUGAAUCUAUGGGCAUACCCACAGAUCGCUCAACUGAGUUAGAGGGCAAGCAUGGCUUCCCUUGGUGACAUAGGCCUCGCCGCGGGUCUCAACGUAUUGACCGCCGUUGCCUUCUUGCUCGCAUUUGCAUUCCUUCGGCUGCAGCCAAUCAACGACAGGGUCUACUUUCCUAAAUGGUACCUCAGGGGAAUGAGAGACAAUCCAAUCGUAUCUGGUGCAGCUGUGCAAAAGUUUGUUAACUUAGACGCCAGAUCCUACUUGAAGUUUUUAAACUGGAUGCCAGCUGCUCUCAAGAUGCCCCAGGAUGAGCUCAUUAACCAUGCAGGCCUUGAUUCUGUGGUCUACCUACGGAUAUACGUAACAGGGCUCAAGAUAUUUGUUCCAAUUACAGUUCUGGCUUUUCUUGUACUGGUCCCAGUCAAUUGGACCAAUGACACCCUAGGACGCAUCAACGUAGUCUACAGUCCUAUUGACAAACUUUCGAUAUCUAAUGUACCUAAUGGGUCGAAGAGGUUUAUAGCUCACUUGGGCAUGGCUUAUGCCAUCACAUUUUGGACCUGUUAUGUACUGUUGAAGGAGUAUGAAAUUAUUUCUAACAUGAGGCUGCGCUUUCUAGCUUCAGAGAAACGCCGACCAGAUCAGUUCACUGUCCUUGUGCGGAAUAUACCACCAGAUCCUGAUGAAUCAAUCAGUGAGCUUGUGGAACAUUUCUUCCUUGUCAAUCAUCCUGAUCAUUAUCUACAACACCAGGUGGUUUACAACGCAAAUAAACUUGCUGAUCUGGUUGAAAAGAAGAAGAAGAUGCGAAAUUGGCUUGACUAUUACCUACUAAAGUAUGAGCGAAAUUCAUCAUUGAGGCCUACCACAAAGACUGGCUUUCUUGGAUGUUUUGGUUCCAAGGUGGAUGCUAUUGACUAUUACAAAUCAGAGAUCGAGAAAAUCGGGAAACAGGAAGCUGAAGAGCGUAAGAAUGUCAUGAAGGAUCCAAAAUCAGUUGUGCCGGCAGCCUUUGUCUCAUUUCGCUCCCGAUGGGGUGCAGCAGUCUGUGCUCAGACCCAGCAAACAAGCAAUCCAACACUCUGGUUGACAGAAUGGGCUCCGGAACCUCGUGAUGUUUAUUGGAAUAAUCUGUCCAUCCCAUUUGUGUCCCUUACAAUUAGGAGAUUGAUAGUUGCUGUGGCAUUCUUCUUCCUUAACUUCUUUUACGUCAUCCCAAUAACAUUCGUACAGUCUCUUGCAAACCUUGAAGGAAUAGAGAAGGCACUUCCAUUUCUAAAACCCUUGAUUGACUUGCCAUUCAUUAAAUCAUUCAUCCAAGGGUUUCUUCCUGGAAUUGCUUUGAAGAUCUUCCUUAUAGUGCUUCCAACUAUACUGAUGUUUAUGUCUAAAUUUGAAGGACUGAUAUCGCAGUCAUCUCUGGAGAGGCGAUCUGCAUCUAAGUAUUACAUAUUCUUGUUCUUCAAUGUAUUUUUGGGGAGCGUAAUUGCAGGAUCUGCUCUGGAGCAGCUUAAAACUUAUCUCCAUACAUCAGCAAACGACAUACCAAGGAUCAUUGGUGACUCCAUCCCAAUGAAGGCGACUUUUUUCAUAACAUAUGUGAUGGUUGAUGGUUGGACUGGAAUAGCUGGUGAAAUAUUGAGACUGAAGCCGCUUAUAUUCUUCCAUCUGAAGAACUUUUUCUUGGUCAAAACCGAAAAGGACAGAGAAGAAGCUAUGGACCCUGGCAGUAUCUGCUUUGACUCAACUGAACCUAGAAUACAGUUGUACUUCUUGCUUGGCCUUGUUUAUGCUGCAGUGACGCCGUUCUUGCUUCCUUUCAUAUUGGUGUUCUUUGGGUUCGCAUAUGUUGUCUUCCGCCACCAGAUAAUAAAUGUCUAUAAUCAGCAAUAUGAGAGCGCCGCACAGUUCUGGCCUAGCGUUCAUGGGCGUAUAAUCACAGCGUUGAUUGUAUCGCAACUGCUGCUCCUGGGACUGAUGAGCACGAACGACUUUGAGCAGACGACACCUGUGCUCCUUGUUCUUCCUGUGCUGACCUUUGGGUUUUACAAGUACUGCAAGAACCGCUUUGAGCCGGCAUUCGUGAGGAACCCGCUGCAGGAGGCGAUGAAGAAGGACACCCUAGAACGCGCCCGGGAGCCCAACUUGGAUCUGAAGGCGUACCUGGCCAACUCGUACCUGCACCCGGUGUUCAAGGGGGACGAAGGCGACGACAGGUACUCGGUGAUGGACGACGAUGGGUGGAUGGAGGAGGAGGUGAUCGUGCCGACGAAGCGGCAUUCGAGGAGGACGACGCCCGCGCAGAGCAAGCAUGAAGGGUCGGACUCGCUCUCUGUGCUCGAGAGUUCUCUACAGCGGUAGUCACAGUAGGAGCUUAGCCUGUACAGAAUGGAUGAAAAUGAUCACGGCCCUGCUCCAUUGCUUUUGCUUUGGUUGUUGGUUGUUCAUGUCACAGGGGACACACACACACAGAUAGAAUUCAAGAGAGCUGUGGGGAGGACUGAGGGGAGAGAUAGUUUACUGUAGCUUGGACAAAGAAUCUGAAUACAGCAGUUACAUUAUCUGAUGAAUCUGUUAGCACCA